Molecule: messenger RNA, 1836 nt
Organism: Paramecium pentaurelia
Lineage: Eukaryota; Ciliophora; Oligohymenophorea; Peniculida; Parameciidae
Source: the annotation of a GenBank genome assembly
AUGAUAAAAUUGGGACAUAUGUUAGCACAAGAGUAAGCUAGAUUAAGAUCAGAAAUGCAGGUUGCAUCUAAAUAAAAGAAAUUUCGAAAUGCUACAGCAUCUACAUUGUAAAAAGCACACUAACAACAAGCUAUCCAAAUAUAUCGAAAACUUCCACUUUGUUAUAAGCUAGUCCAACCAACUCCACAAAUGUUAUCAGUUACAAUUGUUCACCAAUAUCAUCAUAAAAAUAUUAUUCAUUUUCUCCUGAUCCAGAUUAAAUGAUUGGUUUGAAGAAAAACUAUGGAUAGACAUCUUACAAAAACAAACUAGAAACCAUUUAAUUGGCACCUAAUAAGCCUCCAUUAAAAAGAGGAAAUAAAGUUACUAAUUUGAGAAAUAUUAAUAACAAUAAUGCAAGUUAGCCUCAUUCUAUUAGAAAUGAAGAAUCAAAAGAAAAGCUAUUAGAAUAAACUCACUUUUUAUGUGCAAUUAUGUAAUAAUAACAUAGUGCAACUGGUAAGAUUGUUGCCAAUUUUUUAAAUGGAAAUCUAGAAAAAAAUAGCUAUGAAUCUAUAAUUUAGAUGGAGAAAUCUGCAUAAGCAUUAUAAUAAUCUGCAAAAGAAAUGUCAAAAGCUUUAUAUGCAUCUGAUGAUGAAGGAGAAUUUGAGAAUUUAUAAAAUAAAUUUAUAGAUCAAAUAAGAUUCUCAAAAUACAGAAAGCCAACUUAAGAAAAGAAUAUUGUAUUUAAAAGAAAUUAUGGUUAAAAACAUGAAAUGAUGAUAGAUUAAGUGGCUUAAUAGAGAUAAAAAACAGAAGAGAAUUAAGAUUUUGAUGUUUUUAUACCAAAAUCAUAAAUGGAUUAAUUUUUCAAGUAGAAUUAUUAUAAUUAUUUAGAAUAAUUUAAGAUAAAAUAGAUGGAAGAAUGAAAGAAUAGACUGAAUAAUUAAUAAAAGAAGAAUAAAAACUAGUAAAUGGUAUGAUAACAAAUGUUAAGAAAUUUCGUGAAGAUAUAAGGGAAGUAAAAUAUACAAUGAAUCAUGUAAGAAAGAAUAAAAAGGCAUUAUAAUAAUAAUAACCUUAAAAUACCUUAAGAACUUUAAGAACUAUGAAAUCAUAAUCUUCUGUUAGAAUGAAAAGUGACUAAGUAACAAGACUAGAUGAAGAUGCUAAAGCUGAUUUAAAAUUGAGAGUGAUGAAAGCCUUAAGAAAUUUCAUGGAUAAAUUGAAAAGAUUUAAUAUCACACUGGAAGAUGUAGUAAACAAUCAAGUUUUUCCAAGUUAAGCAUACGAGAGACCUAAUAGUGUUGAAUUUUUUAGACAAGUUAAAGCUGAUAAUAUUAGAGAAAUUGAUAAUAUGUUACGGGAUUGUAGAUAUCAUGUUUAUGAUAGAGAUAAUUAAUAAAAAACUGCAUUACAUCAUGCUGUUAGUAUUAAUUCUAUUGAAGCUAUUAAAUUAUUAGUAGAAAAUGGUGCUGAUCUAGAUGCUAGAGAUAUGAGUAAUAUAAAUAAAUAUUUUAGUGGGAAGAACUCCAUUGCAUAUAGCAGCAAAAAAUAAUAAUUGUGAUACCGUUAGGGUAUUAUUAGUCUAUUAGGCUAAUCCUUCUAUUAAAACUGUUGCAGGUAAAACUGCAUAAGAUCUUACUGAAAUGCCUGUUAUUAAAGCUCUUGUUAAAAAUGCUAAAAAAGUAAGAAUUAUAUAUAAAAUAGUUACAUUUUAUGAUGAAUUUAUAACCAAACAACAAGAAAAAAGAUUUUUGGGUAGAAAAAGCUGUUGUCUAUUUUCAGGAAGAUGAUCCAGAAAAAAUUUUAAAAUUACAACUAUAUAAAACUCAAGCAAAGUUGUUUUUAUAAUGA